Messenger RNA from Papaver somniferum (opium poppy), 1326 nucleotides. RefSeq lists its product as uncharacterized. The record is from RefSeq and is a predicted model, not a curated record. Bases 1 to 1326 code for a protein of 441 amino acids. The transcript is spliced from 3 exons. NCBI's taxonomy places the organism in Eukaryota, Viridiplantae, Streptophyta, Magnoliopsida, Ranunculales, Papaveraceae.
AUGGAGGCACAUUUAAGAGAUACCAGAAUGGAGGAGAAAGCUAUAUGUGAGGAGAUAGAGAAACACAAUGUAAUGCAACAAAAGUACUAUGAACAGAGAAGUAAGGUAAAAUGGAUACCAAAUAUGGAUAAAAACACUAGAGCUUUCUACUUGUCUGUGAUGCAGAGGAAGAAGAAAAAUCAGAUUGAUGCCCUCAAACUUCCAGAUGGCAGAUGGGUGACUGAAGAAAAUGACAUUAUCCACUACUUGGUGAAUCACUUCAAUGAUCUGUUCAAGAAGGAUGCUGAUGAAGAGAGGUACCAAAUUCUUCUUCAAACUGAGACUAAAAUAGAUAGCAGGAGCAAUAUAAAUAUCUCAACGGUACCAGCAAAGGAGGAGAUUUGGACUACACUCAAGAGGAUGAAAAGUUCAAAAGCACCAAGACCUGAUGGAAUGCCAGCUAUCUUCUACAAAAGCUGCUGGGAAACUAUUGGGGAUGAGAUCACAAAGACAAUCCAGUACUGUUUCGUCUCAGCAACUCUCCCACAGGGGCUCAAUCAUACAAAUAUUUUGUUAGUGCCAAAGGCUGAAGGACAUUUUGUAAGUGAAAGGGGACUGAGGCAAGGCUGUCCCUUAUCAACAUACUUAUUUAUUCUUUGCUCUCAAGGCCUAUCUUGGUUGAUGAGGAAAAUGGAGGAAUAUGCUUUGUAUAAUGGAUAUAGAGCUGGCAGAAAUGCUCCAGCUAGUGUUAAUAUGCAGAAAUCAGCUAUUUUCUUCAGUAAAGGUGUAGAAGUCCACAGAAGAACAGAAGUAGCUGGCAUUUUGGGAGUGAAGCAGAUGGAGAACACUGACAAAUACUUGGGACAUCAGCUGCUCAAAUCAGUUCUUCUAACGGAGUCGCAUAAAUUUCUUGAAGAGAAGUUGGCAUCAAAAACUGCAGGAUGGAAGAGGAUUUUUCUAACUCAUGCUGGUAGAACUGUGCUCAUCAAAACUGAAUUAGGGAUGAUACCUCCGUUCUUCAUGGCUACAUCUUUGUUACCUCAGAAGACUAUUGAUCAGUUAACUAGAACCAUUCGGAAUUUCUGGUGGGGUCAUGAUCAGGAGGUACAGAAGAUGCAUUUUAUAAAUUGGUACCAAUUUGAACUUGAAAAGGAAAAGGGUGGGUUGGGAAUUAGGUCGCUGCAGCAGCUAAAUAAGGCAAUGAUAGCAAAGCUAGUGUGGAAGUUUUUGGAAGAUGAACACUGCCUGUGGGGCCAAAUUAUGAGGGCCAAGUAUGUUAAAAGAGGAAACUUCUGGGAAGUCGAAAAACCAAUGCUCAGCAACUUGGAGUGCAAUGCUGACUGUUAG